This is a messenger RNA of Cinclus cinclus, 2745 nucleotides long. Its product is annotated as gap junction gamma-1 protein-like. The record is from RefSeq and is a predicted model, not a curated record. The coding region runs from base 126 to 1304 and encodes 392 amino acids. The transcript has 2 exons. Gene Ontology annotation, cellular component: connexin complex. Lineage: Eukaryota; Metazoa; Chordata; Aves; Passeriformes; Cinclidae. Gene Ontology annotation, biological process: cell communication.
AGAGUGGGACAGAGCUGGACUAGAAGCUGGCAGACUUCAGGGUCCUGGUGAGAUGCACGCAUGUUUGCUCAGUGCCUCUUUGGCUGCUUCUUCCUUGCAGGAUUUGAGUCAACUGCCUGGUCAGGAUGAGCUGGAGUUUCCUGACGCGGCUCCUGGAGGAGAUCAACAACCACUCGACCUUCGUGGGCAAGAUUUGGCUGACUGUCCUCAUUGUGUUCCGCAUCGUGCUGACGGCCGUGGGGGGCGAGUCCAUCUACUACGACGAGCAGAGCAAGUUUGUCUGCAACACGCAGCAGCCGGGCUGUGAGAACGUCUGCUACGACGCCUUUGCGCCCCUAUCCCACGUCCGCUUCUGGAUCUUCCAGAUCAUCAUGGUGGCGACGCCAUCGGUGCUCUACCUGGGCUUUGCCAUGCACCGCAUCGCUCGCAUGCCAGAGUCCUCACGGCGCCGGACACCGGCAGCCCGGCGGGCGCGCAUGCCGGUGGUGCGCCGGGGAGCCGGGCGAGACUACGAGGAGGCGGAAGAUGACAAUGAAGAAGACCCCAUGAUCUUUGAGGAGAUCGAGGUGGAGAAGGAGAAGAGCCCAGAGGGCGGAGAGAAGCAUGAUGGCCGACGCCGUAUCAAGCAGGACGGGCUGAUGCGUGCCUAUGUCCUGCACUUGCUGUGCCGCUCAGUGCUGGAGAUGGUUUUCCUCUUCGGGCAGUACCUGCUGUACCGCUUUGAGGUGAGCCCCUCCUACGUCUGCAGCCGCAGCCCCUGCCCACACACUGUCGACUGCUUUGUGUCCCGCCCCACUGAGAAGACCAUCUUCCUCCUCAUCAUGUAUGGUGUCAGCGGGCUCUGCCUCUUCCUCAACCUCUGCGAGCUCUUGCACCUUGGUGUGGGGCGCAUCCGUGAUGCCCUGAGCCAGGCUGAUGGUCCCCCACUCCCAGCUGGCGACAGCCCCGCACCACAAUAUCCCAAGAAAGCCCCCAGCGCCCCCCCCACCUAUCACUCGCUGAAGAAGGAGCUGCCACAAGCCCCGCUGACCAGCGGCAAGCUGGACUACCGGGAGAGCCUGGCCCAGGGGCGCUUUGCCCUGGCUGGAGCUCCCCCGGUGCACGAGCUGGACCGGCUGCGUGAGCACCUGCGUCUAGCCCAGGAGCACCUGGAGGUGGCCUUCCACCUUCAGCCCCCACCGCGGCCCCCCAGUCCUGCCCGCAGCAGCAGUCCCGAGGCCAAUGGCAUCGCUGCUGAGCAGAACCGCCUCAACCUCGCCCAUGAGAAGGGGACCGCCGCCUGUGACAGGACCACGGGGCUGUGAGUGCUGCCGGGGACAACAGCGGUGUCUGCUGGACUGGCUGCCACCGCCAUCGUGGGAUAGGCAUCCUGCCAGGAGCACAGGGUGAAGGAUGUCACACACCUGCCCAGUGGGGCAGUCUAGGCAGCACUGUCCCAGUGGGCAGCAGAGGGAUCGGGGGCUGUGGGGUUCAUUCCUACUUAAUUUUCAAAAAGGGAAUAUCUUAUUUUUGUACGUUUUUAUAAACUCAUCAACAUGUGCACCCUGGCAUUUUUAUACUCCAUCCCAAUCUCCACUCUGGGCCUGUGCCCUCCCCCAUCUCCUGUUUCACCCACUUUUCCCACACCCAUUUUCCCCAGCAUGUUGUCCUCACCCCUCCCUGUGCUCCCCAUGCCCUUUGCCACUCACGGCAGCACCCACUGGUGCUGUGCAUGUGCUGGUGAUUUUGGUACUACCCCCUGAGAUGUGGGGGACUUAGGGGAGCAGGCUGGGAGUCUGGCUGGCCAGGCCAAGCUGUGGGACUGAGUGCUGGGCUUGGAUUACUCUUGGAGGAGGUGGGAGGGGUCCUGGUGGCACUGUGCUGCCAGAAAAUGACUUUGUGGCCUGGGGGGCCAUGCUGCACAGCAUCCUGGCACGGGGCUAUGAGUUGCGGGGCUGGCCUGCUUGGAAAUGUCUGUGUGGAGGUCGGGAGCUGUCGUUCCCACUGCCUCCGCCCUGUCCUGGCAGGCUGCCCUUGGACCAAAACUUGUCUCCUCCCACUCUGGCCACAGGGCUGGGACCCUCUGCACGGAGCCAGACCCUGGCCUCACAGUGUGGGGACGUGGUGCCCCGAGCUGGGCUCGGCCGAGAGCCAGUGGAGCAUUCCUCAUCAUCUCAGCCUGGGUCACAUGGGGACUUUUGUAGCGUUGUUUUUUACUUGGAAAUGAUUGUCACUCUGGUUUUUUUUUUUUAAUAUCUAUAUUAGUAAAGGCUGAAGACGUUUUGUACUGAACUGCUGCAUCCGCUUAUUUGGGAGGAAGGGGUGGGAAGGGAAUCCUGUGCGUCUGGGCUGGCGCUGCCGUGCAUGCCUUGGGACCUCCCUGCUGCCCAGGGUGACUCAGUUGUUCCUGCCGUGCGGAGGCAGCUGUGGCCGGGGCAGCCUUCAUCGUCCUGCUGGAGAGGGAUUGCACUGGCCACAUUCCUGUUUGGCCCUGUCACUGUCAAGGGGCCAGGUGAGGGGUUUUCCUCUGCCUUCCCAUCCUUCCACCUUGUCUCCCCAACCCUCUGCUGCCCCUGUUCCUGCACAACCUGUUGCCCUGAGCAGAAGGGAUGUUGCUUUCCACAAAAAGUGGAAAUGGAACAAUUUCCACAAAAAGUGGAAAUGGAAAUGGAGUGGUCUCCACUCCCCUGCCUGGGGCAGGAUCAAACCCAGCCACCAUGCCCAUUUUGGUAAGCAUACUCCAGUCCCCUCUCUGGUACCCCAAAU